Paecilomyces variotii is the source of this 1546-nucleotide messenger RNA. RefSeq names its product arginase family-domain-containing protein. Bases 154 to 1305 code for a protein of 383 amino acids. Gene Ontology annotation, molecular function: agmatinase activity; metal ion binding. The transcript has 8 exons. The record is from RefSeq and is a predicted model, not a curated record. NCBI's taxonomy places the organism in Eukaryota, Fungi, Ascomycota, Eurotiomycetes, Eurotiales, Thermoascaceae.
AUGUAUCAUCGGCGACGGAGCGGCCGAUGCAUAUCAAGACGCGAUAAGAGCAACAUGUCAGAUAAGCCAUUACCUAUUUAUCACUGAACCUCAAUGCGCAGGGCAUUAAUGUCUUUGAAAUAUUCCUCAUCUGAGCGCUGGUAAAGAGUAGAAAUGAUUUCUUUAAUCGGGCAUGUUAUACUCUCGAUCCUUUACAUUGCGCUUGGGGCACAAAGCGAGUCGACGCUCAAUGUUGGUCCACAUUUUAAGUACAAGAUUGAAGAUUUGUCCGUAGACCUUCCAUUUUCCCAACCAGUAACGUUUGCGCAUUUGGAAUGGCAGAGAUGUCUUGCGCACUCUCAUAACGAGCCUCUUGACAUAGCUAUAUUGGGUUUCCCAUACGACACGUCGACAUCUUACCGUCCUGGUGCGAGAUUUGGACCUCGCGGUAUCCGUGCAGCUUCGUCGCGAGAAAAAAAGGGUCGAAGCUAUAAUUCACCAUGGGGUGUCGAUCCUUUCGAGCAAGGGCUUACCAUUAUUGAUUGUGGCGAUAUACCUAUUACACCGUUCGAUGCAGAGCAUGCGUUCAAGCAGAUGGAGCAAGGAUAUAGACAGAUCUUGUAUCACAAGACUAGUGAUAUCUCUGAUGGUUGGAAGCAUCCCCGGAUUCUUUCUCUCGGCGGUGACCAUUCUAUUGUGCUUCCAAUUCUCCGUAGUUUGAAGACUGUAUAUGGCCCAAUAUCUGUCAUCCAUUUGGAUUCUCAUCUCGAUACGUGGGAUCCCUAUGAGGGCUACAUUGGAAUCGCCUCGAAUCAGUCUGCCAUAACACAUGGGACAUUCUUCUGGCAUGCUAGCCGUGAAGGAUGUAUCAGCAAAGGCACAAGCGUCCAUGGUGGUUUACGGACAAAGCUUUUCUCAUCCAAGGACUACGAGAUCGAUCAGGACGUGGGUUUCACGUUGAUCGAGGCUCAAGAGAUCGAUGACAUUGGUGUGAAGGGCAUUGUAAACAAAGUCCGUACUACUGUGGGAGACACGCCAACGUACCUCAGUAUUGAUAUCGACGUUUUGGAUCCUUCCAUUGCGCCAGCUACUGGUACUCCCGAAUCAGGAGGCUGGACAACGCGCGAAUUGAAACGCUUCAUCAAGGGUCUUGAAGGUGUUCAUCUAGUAGGCGCCGACGUGGUCGAGGUCUCUCCGCCGUACGACACUGUAGCGGAAACAACUAGCAUUGCCGCUGCUGAUCUUCUGGUGGAUAUUUUGGCAUUGAUGGCAAAUGAUAAGGACUUUGGGGGAGACGUGAGGGGUACCAUGAAAGAUGAGUUGUAGGAGCAACGGUAACUAUGUCUGGCAUGCGAGAGGUCCUUGCCAACAGUUUCCCUAUCAAGAACAUCAUGAAAAUUUCAGACGGGCCCUCUUAUGCGGCAUACAGAGCAAUAAUAGCAAUCGAAACUUAAGACAUGCUGCUUAUUUAGGGCAACCAGUUCUGGUUGAGUAAGAAUUUGACAUACGUCAUCGGCGACCCGAGUGCCUCGCAGAUAUACUCUACCUAAUAUAUAGGCGUUUAUUG